This is a messenger RNA of Colossoma macropomum (tambaqui), 3730 nucleotides long. RefSeq names its product tumor necrosis factor alpha-induced protein 2-like. The record is from RefSeq and is a predicted model, not a curated record. Lineage: Eukaryota; Metazoa; Chordata; Actinopteri; Characiformes; Serrasalmidae. Bases 1313 to 3286 code for a protein of 657 amino acids. Gene Ontology annotation, molecular function: SNARE binding. The transcript is spliced from 15 exons. Gene Ontology annotation, biological process: exocyst localization; exocytosis. Gene Ontology annotation, cellular component: exocyst.
UUGAGCUAGGGAAAAGGAAACUGAAAGAGGUUUUGAAAGGCCAUGAACACUUCACUGCUUUCAUCCAGACCACAUGACCAUGGGAUGGAAGGGUGGAGUGACUAGCUGAAGCUUAUAAAACACUGAAGAACACAGUCCCUCACACAGACGAGAUAAAGAGUCUCCACAACUCAGAGAGAACCUGACUAAUCUUCAUGUGAUAAUGAAAACCAUCCAGCUUCCCACAAUAACCCUAAGGAGGAAAAGUAAAGUCUGUGCCAGAUGCAGUGGAACACAAGUGGAAGUGUUUAAGAUAUAAGAUUAAAAAAAACAGUCCGCCAGAGGAAACAUGCAUGGUAAAAGGGGUACAAUCUGGAAAACCCCAAUGGCAUUGAGCUAGGGAAAAGGAAACUGAAAGAGGUUUUAAAUGGCCAUGAACACUUCACAGCUGUCAUCCAGACCACAUGACCAUGGGAUGGAAGGGUGGAGUGACUAGCUGAAGCUUAUAAAACACUGAAGAACACAGUCCCUCACACAGACGAGAUAAAGAGUCUCCACAACUCAGAGAGAACCUGACUAAUCUUCAUGUGAUAAUGAAAACCAUCCAGCUUCCCACAAUAACCCUAAGGAGGAAAAGUAAAGUCUGUGCCAGAUGCAGUGGAACACAAGUGGAAGUGUUUAAGAUAUAAGAUUAAAAAAAACAGUCCGCCAGAGGAAACAUGCAUGGUAAAAGGGGUACAAUCUGGAAAACCCCAAUGGCAUUGAGCUAGGGAAAAGGAAACUGAAAGAGGUUUUAAAUGGCCAUGAACACUUCACAGCUGUCAUCCAGACCACAUGACCAUGGGAUGGAAGGGUGGAGUGACUAGCUGAAGCUUAUAAAACACUGAAGAACACAGUCCCUCACACAGACGAGAUAAAGAGUCUCCACAACUCAGAGAGAACCUGACUAAUCUUCAUGUGAUAAUGAAAACCAUCCAGCUUCCCACAAUAACCCUAAGGAGGAAAAGUAAAGUCUGUGCCAGAUGCAAUGGAACACAAGUGGAAGUGUUUAAGAUAUAAGAUUAAAAAAAACAGUCCGCCAGAGGAAACAUGCAUGGUAAAAGGGGUACAAUCUGGAAAACCCCAAUGGCAUUGAGCUAGGGAAAAGGAAACUGAAAGAGGUUUUAAAUGGCCAUGAACACUUCACAGCUGUCAUCCAGACCACAUGACCAUGGGAUGGAAGGGUGGAGUGACUAGCUGAAGCUUAUAAAACACUGAAGAACACAGUCCCUCACACAGACGAGAUAAAGAGUCUCCACAACUCAGAGAGAACCUGACUAAUCUUCAUGUGAUAAUGAAAACCAUCCAGCUUCCCACAAUAACCCUAAGGAGGAAAAGUAAAGAUGUGCUGGAGUCGCCUGAAGCUCUCAGCGCAGCGAUGUCGACCGAGAAAACCGAGAAGUCUUCCAACGGUGCUGGAGGCGAGAAACGCAAGAACAAGAUUAAAUUCCCGGACCGAAUGAGAAUGACGAGCCUUAUGAAGCGCCAUAAGCCUAAAUCUCCAGAAGUUCCAGUGGUCUUGGAUUUCAACCAAAAUCUGGAACAAAAUCACUUAGCAGAAGCAAGUCAGCAUCUUCUAGCACAGGAAGAGCACCUCUUCAGCUCAGAGUCAGCAGAUGAGCAGGUGGUUUGCACAGACGAUGAUGAGGACAGACUGCAGAAGGACUAUGAGACUCUGAAGCUGCGCCUGCGAAUGGUCAUCCAUGAUUCUUUCAACACGGAUAAUCAGGAGGCCCUGAAAAGUGCUGUGGCUACUAUACUUCAGGAGGAGGAACGAGACCGCAUCUGGGAGAAGACAGCAAAACACGAAUGUCCAGUUUGGAGGCCGAUGGGAUGCCGAGAGAUCCAUGACACACUUCUCCAGAAGGUGGUGGAGGUACGGCUUCAGCGGGCAAAUGAAGAAGAGAGUGGAGCGGACAAGCUGUCCACCUCCCUAAAGAAAGAUGUUUGCCGGAUGGGCAAGCGCAUUCAGAAUGACCUGCUGCGAGUGGUCAGAGACGUGCAGGGAUGUUAUCCACCGGAGUUUGACGUGUGCAACAUGUACACUCAACUGUACCAUCAGGCGUUCUCCACGAAACUCCAGGAGUUGACUCAACCCAACACUGAGUUGGAAGACUGCAUCUACAUACUGAGUUGGAUUAACGAUUAUUAUCCAAAGGGUGUGUUGCAACAGAAAGAAUUAGAGUCCCACAUCAGUAGUGAAGCACUAGGACCUUUGUUACCUGAAGAAAGUCUUAAGGCAUUGGAGGAGCAGUAUCUAUCACACAAAGAGGCUGAGGUCAGAACAUGGUUGUCCAGUGCCCUAAAGAAAGAGGAGGAACAUUGGCAGACUGACGAAAAACCUGAACUGAUGGAUAAUUACUACAUUUCCCAUCUUGCCCUUGAUGUCAUACAUCUUGUUGAUGGUGCGAUUAAAGAGGCCGUGACUAUUUUGGGUAAUGAGGAUAAAGCUCAGAGGAUUCUGUUUCAGCUAGCCAGCUUUCUUGCAAGCUAUAAGAAAUCUAUUGCUGAACUUCUCAAAGGGAAGAACAAGAACAUUCCUGACAUGCUGAAGGCCAGCCUGGUCAGCAUCAAGCAGUUAAGGGAAUACAUAGAGGCAAGAGAAAAUCUUUCAGAUGUGAAAGGAACCUGGCUGUCCACUGCAGCAGAUCUGAGAGAGUCCUGUCACAGAUACUUCCUUAGCACCACACACAAGGAGCUCAAGGGGCAUUACCGAAAGCUGUGGACUCAGACCUGGUUUUCAGGGAGCCAUAACAUUAUCGGAAAUCUCCUCAGUGCUCUGGAGGAUCAGAUAACACAUUUCACAUUCCUAAAGCCUGCCUGCAUGGAGGAGUUGUUGAGUCAGCUGCAUACUGAGGUGAUGACAGAAUAUGUGAGGAGGAUGCUGAAGAGGAAAGUGAAACUAAAAGACAAGGACGAGCAGGAGACAGCUGCAACCUUUCUGUGCGAGGACAGCACCAGAAUCAAUGCACUGUUUGUCAGAAAUGGGUCCAAAGAGAAAUGGCUUUCCAGUGUCCUACCCAAAAUGUCAGAGGUAUUGAGGCUGCAGGACGCAGGGUCACUUCAGCUAGAGAUAGUUACGUUAGCAAGAACCUACCCAGAUAUAAGUGAACGCCAGGUCCUUGCCCUCCUGCAGCUAAAGACUAACCUUUCCAGUGUGGAUGUACGCAACAUUAAAGACAGCCUAAAUGAGAACAGAAAUUCGCCAGUCUCUGAGCCUCCACCACCUUUCUUUUGCAAUGUGCCUGUUAAAAGAACGCUCAUCUAAUGGUCUGUUAUAAAUACAGUAUAAUCAGACAUAUGGUACUGUGGAGGGCUCUUCUGAAGCUUAUAAUGUGACACUGUACCUUACUGUCUGCUGUUAAACCCGCCAUGAAGAGCCAAUAUUAUUGCAUGCUGUAUAAUAAAUAAAAAAUAAUAAACUGUUUAUAGGUUUUCAGUAAUCUUUUUGCCAAGGUCAGUAGAGCAGAAUACAGGAGCUCACCGAAAAAUCUAUGAGCUGAAUCCCUCUUUAUUUCCAUGGGCAUUUUAUUCAGCAGUCGAAAAGCAGCUGGCUGACAUUCAUAGUCAUUCUCAAGAUUGCACCACAAAAAGGAAUCCAGUACUCUGAUUAUUAGUCAAGAGACAUUCACCCAGGGCUAUUCGAUUCCAAAAACAUUUGGAGACAACUCUGACUCCAAGAAAUGGGAAUCAAUGUUACAAUUAAAAAAAA